CAGCACCAAAAUUUAUAAUAUUUGCUUUGAUUGGAUGUUUCAUCCACUACGACGAACAGCAGUAAAAAGUUUUUCUCUUGUGUGAAUUUGCAGAAUUUCUGGGGGAGGUGCAAACAGACGUUUGAGAUUAUCUCGAUAUUCCUUCAAUUUUACUUGAAGCAUUUUUUGUAUAAGAAAAUUACUUCAAACACACACACACACACACACACUCACACAAACACAAAUAACAACAAGAAUAUAACCAACUUUAAAGUUCCACGCUUUGAUUCUCACAUAAAAUUAUAAGCAUAUAAAAAAUAAUAAUAUUAAAAAAUAAAAAAUCAACAAUUGAACGACAUAAUCAAUAAACGAUUUUAAUAAUUAAAUAUAAAAUAAAAAUAAAAUAAAAAUAAAUCAUUAAAAGUAAAAAUAAAUAAAAUAAAAUGGCACACAUAGGGCGUACAGUAAAAAAUGUUGAGGCACCGCGCCCACUAAAAUCACAAUCACGCUCCUCAUUGAAAAACAAUUACAUGCUCAUCGAGGAGCUAAUACAGCUGAUUGAAAAUGUUGCGUUGACUCUACAAUCGGGCAUUAACAAUACGGAACCAAUGGCAGCACUAGUGCAAAAUCUACGCAUACAUGGUCCACAAUUGGAAACCGUAUCGAAAGAUACAUUGGAUCGUGCAUUUGUUGUUUUCCGCAAUGCUUCGCAGGACGAACGCUUAAAUAUUAUGACGAGACUGAAUUUGCUCGAAUUGAUAGAGUUGCGCGCUAAAGGCUGGGAGGAUAACGGCUUCAAUUCGUAUUAUAAAACCAAACAAGCUACAAAUAUCGACCUACCCGAUGGACAUGUUGAUCCAACACAAACCGGGUUCCUUAGCACCUCCCCCACAUUCGGUGGGGCUGGCGCUGCUGCAGCAGCAGCUAUUGCCGCUGUUGGCUCGGCGCAGCAGACACAAUUACUACUGGCACCGGGCGAGGUCAUACGAAAUUCGGGCAAAUUUCUAAAACCAACCAAAAUACCAGGCAAAACCUAUUGUAAAGAUGAAGUGGUUAUACGUAAUGCGGAUUCGGGAAAAGUUAUGGGCAUUAAAGGCAGACGUGUUCAUAUGAUUGAGGAGUUAAGUGAAACGAUAAUAUCCUUCCAAAGAGUAAAUCCUGGCGCUAAGGAACGUUUGGUGCAAAUUACUGGACCAACUGAGGAAAAAAUUAACUAUGCCAAACAACUCAUUGAGGACACUAUUCGACGUAAUGCCUCACCCGUACGUCUCGAUCCCGCUAUGGGUAGCGGUCAUGCUGGUGGCGGCGGUUCAUGCUCAUCACUAGCAUCUUCCAAUUCCGAUGAUGUCGUUACACCGCGUACACCGGGCGGUGCUGGUAACAGUAGUCUAGCCAAUCGUUUGAGCUUCAAUUCAGCGCAAAACUUCAUGACUGCCACUGCGGCAGCAACGGCCUCGCAACAACAACAGGUUAUGAAUAUGAUGGGCGCCGUCGUUGGUAGCACUUCCACACCUACGGCUGCUGCCGCAGCUGCAGCUGCUGGUAAAGUGUUACGUCCAAAUCAGCAAAUGUUAUUGCAUUCAUUUUCCACCAAUGAUGCUUCUUUAGGUGAAUACAAAUAUACGGUGAACGUGGGACAGCAUCUCAUCAAAAUCACCGGUGAUUGUUGUGAUCUUGUGCGGGUUGCAAAACUAGUGCUGGACGAUUAUUUUAGCAGUGCUGAGUUUUUGGCUUCCGUAGAGGCUGGCGCCGCCUUCGAUGGCAGCAUUGUUAGUCCGAUUGCAACACCGUCCACGCCGAUGGCCGCGCCGCAAUUCAUGAUGGGUACACCACUACAUGCCGCUGCACCACCACUGGCGGAUAGCGGCAUCGGUUUGAAUUACAUGGCCGUACAGGGUGUCAACAGUAACAUGCACGAUGGUGACGAUGAAGUUUUUGCCGAUUCAAAUGCUACCGGUCAGAGUAAUGGUUUAGCGCGUUCGCGUAGAAGUCACUUCUCGCGUAAAGACUCCACACCGGAAGCGCCAACUAGCUCAACGGCUGCGCGUGGUAAAAAUGAAAGCGCCACUGUUGGCACUGUCAGCAGUGAUUCGACACGAAUUGUUCACGAAUACGAGCAUUUGUUGUACUACUCGAAGAGCCCACAUUCCUGGGCAUUGCCAGUGGAGUGGCAGAAAAUCUGCGAAAAGUUUCCAGCCAUCGUACGCAAUAAGGUAACCCAAGUCACUGCCGCCACAGGCACAGUUACUAAUACAGCACCGAUAUUACGUGUUGCUUCCAUAACUACUAAUAGUACUAUUUCCAAUCCCACUACUAUUACUACUACUUCUGCUAUAACUACCAGUGUAAUUACGCCCAGUAUAAGUACUAUGCCAAAUAUUGCUAGUAAUAACAAUAAUAACAAUAGUAUUAGUAACAAUCUAUAUGCUAAUGCCACUGUUGGUUCCGUUGGCGGUGUUAGUGUUAAUGCUAAUAAUGUAUUAAAUAGUAAUUUAAGUAAUUCCACAAAGAAUAACACAAUGCUUGUGCAGACACAACAGCACACAGCAGUUAUUACAAUUUCACAACAACAACAACAACAUCAACAUCAACCAACUAUGCACAUGCACCCUGGUAAUAAUAGUCCACUUAUACAUAACCGUCAGCAGUACGAACUGCACCACCCACCAUUACAUAUCAAACGUAAGGGGUUUUUCAAUCGUCAAAUUGUUAGUAUUGACGAGGAGGGCUAUGAUGGCUUGCAACAACAACAGCAGCAGCAGCAGCAGCAGCAAUAUCAUCAGCACUAUCAUAAAGAUCGCCAUUAUGGUAAUGCUAAUGCGCAUACGAAUAAUAUGUAUCAACGUCCGUAUAGUCAUCGUACCGAUGCAAAUGCUAAUAACAGUAAUCAUAGCAGUAAUCAACAGCACCAACAAGAAAUGCAUUACCACCAUCAGCAGCAGCAAUCGUUGUCUCAACAACAACACAUGACCCAUCAACAUCCACAAAAAUUAGUAUCUGUGCGUUCAGGCCCAACCACAGCUGGUUUUAACUUUGCAAAUUCACCAUAUAACAAUGCCGGUGUCACACCACCAGUACAACCACCAACAACCACAACACCAGCAACUCAUACAAAUAACUUGUCGGCGUCAUUCAAUAAUGGCAACAACUCGAGUGGCAGCAAUUCUUAUGUAAUUAUUAGCGGCGAUAAUAAGCCGCAAAAAUUAUUAAAUAAACAAAUUAAAUUGAUUUCCUCCAUUACGGAGAGUACUUUGGUACAAGAGCCAACUGACAUUGGCACCAAGUCGCUUGAGGGUAAUGAAAAUGAUUACAAAAGUGCUGGUGGGACUAAUGUUGCUGCUGAAGGUGGAGAGAGGAUGCUGAAGAGUGCUAAGGCCAAAACGUCGGCAAACAAGUCUAGAAAAAUGCGACGUGACAUGGGCACAAAUAGCGAUAUUAUCGAAAUCAUCGACGAUGAAGAUAAUGAUGAUGAUGUGGAGUUUGUUAGUGAGACAAAAUAUUUACAGAGCGAAAUUAUUAUCACUGCUGAUGUUGUUGCAAAUCAAAGACGUGCAAUAGAACGUCCAAAAUUUAUACGUGAAUAUCGUUCGAAUUCUACGUGUGAUUAAUAACUGCAAAGAGGCAGGCAUGAAAAGCAAAUCAUUAUGGGUUACCGGUCAAAUGACCGGUAAUUGUAAAGAAAUGAAGAGUUUUAAACAAAAACAAAGCAAUCUAUAAUUAAUACGUUUUGUAUGAAAACGAAAUAUCACAUAUAACAAACACUAGAUAUUACGUCCGGAUUAAUUGAAAAAAAAAAUGAUACAUUUUUAAUGGUUGUUCUUCUCAAAAAAGGAGAAAUUCGUAAAAAUAUCAGCAAUGUUAUAUUCAGAAAUCCCCACAAUUUUAUAUGCAAAAUAUAAUAUAAAGUUAAAGAUGUCAAGUUAACAUCUUAUACUUUUUGAGUUUACUUUUUAAACAGAUUUUGAAAUUUCGUUUACUCCAAAGCUUAGUGCUUCAACUACUUUCAUUCAUCCGCUGUUGAGUAAGAAACUAUCACAUAUUUUUAUCGCGUAUUAAAAUUAAUAGUUUGACUAUUUUUGACUCAAUAAAAACCGGAGAUUUUAUUGAUAACUAAAAAAAAGGAGAAUUUUCAAAAACCUCAACAUCUUACUUUCUUUUCAUUCAAGAUUUUAUAAAUUGUACAACAAUAAUAAGUCUUGUUGAUACCAAAAUGUGUCAAAUUACCUAUCAAAGUAACGGUAUAAAACGGUGUGACAUACUUUUUCUUCCAAAUUAAUACAUAUUUUUAUUACUAACAAAAUGAAUAUAAUAUAUAAAAGAUAUAUAUAUAUAUAUUUUUAUAAAACCAAACGAACGAAAGUGCAUACACUUUACCAAAAACUACGUUCCUUUCUAACAUAUUUGUUUAUAUAAAUAUAUUAUUUUAUGUCAUGUAUAUAUAUAAUACAUAGAAAAAAUAUGAAAUCAAUGAUUUUGAAAUUAAUUGCAGAUUUAAAAGAAAAUGUAUUUCAAGUACGAUUUUUUAACUAAUUUUAAAGCAAAGCUUUUUAGACCCAACAAGCGCUAUAAGCCAUUUUAAUUGUGAAAAA
This is a messenger RNA of Ceratitis capitata (Mediterranean fruit fly), 4568 nucleotides long. It is a transcript of the gene mxt, whose product is annotated as eukaryotic translation initiation factor 4E-binding protein Mextli. Gene Ontology annotation, biological process: positive regulation of translation; regulation of formation of translation initiation ternary complex. Lineage: Eukaryota; Metazoa; Arthropoda; Insecta; Diptera; Tephritidae. Gene Ontology annotation, cellular component: cytoplasm; RNA cap binding complex. The transcript is spliced from 9 exons. Gene Ontology annotation, molecular function: RNA binding; eukaryotic initiation factor 4E binding; translation initiation factor activity. The record is from RefSeq and is a predicted model, not a curated record. The coding region runs from base 423 to 3587 and encodes 1054 amino acids.